Molecule: messenger RNA, 2195 nt
Organism: Colias croceus (clouded yellow)
Lineage: Eukaryota; Metazoa; Arthropoda; Insecta; Lepidoptera; Pieridae
Product: homeobox protein Nkx-2.2-like
Exons: 3
Coding region: 150-1121 (323 amino acids)
Biological process (GO): regulation of transcription by RNA polymerase II; cell differentiation
Cellular component (GO): nucleus
Molecular function (GO): RNA polymerase II cis-regulatory region sequence-specific DNA binding; DNA-binding transcription factor activity, RNA polymerase II-specific
Source: RefSeq, a predicted model, not a curated record
CAGUCGAUACUUGCGAGUCGAUCCGGUGUCCGGGCUGACUAAUACGGUUAUUGAUUGAAAUUAUUACGCGAUUUUAAGGAUUUGUCUAUCGCGGAUUAUGAACUGUAGUCGAUAGUUUGGACAUCACUAGUGUGUGAAGUGAGUGUAUCAUGAAAAUGAUGGGUGACAACGAGAUGGGUUACGGCGACUACUACAACUACGACGGCGGCUGGUCCGUGAUGCCGCAGGAGUACAACGUAGAGCCGGCCUGCCAGUACCGACAGCCCCAAAUCGAAGAGGACUAUCGAUACAAUACCUAUGCAUUGCUAGACAGUAUGAAAAUGCCGGGUCAGCGGCCAGGCUUUCAAAUAUCAGAUAUUCUGGGUUUGAACGAAGCGAAAGGUCUGGACACCCCCGCUCAGAGCUCGAUUGGGUGUUCCCUGGACUUGCCGGCCUAUCCACCUCCACAGCACAGCUACUCACACGAACUACUCAGGCAUCAUCAGCCCUGGUUGUCUUUGGAUCAACACGAUAGUGCAGGAGUACUUGGACAACAAGCCAGCCCAGACAGCACUUCACGAGCUUCGGAACUCUCAUACGUUGGACCAUCAGCUACUUCCCCGUCAACCGGGCGACACGACCACGACCAUGAUCACGACCACGACAACGAUCACGAUAUCAUUGAUCACGACGAUGACAACGACCACGAUCAACCUCAAAACAACAACGGUGAUCCUAGCUUAGUGCACAAGAAACGCAAGCGGCGUGUUUUAUUUUCUAAGGCACAAACCUACGAGCUGGAGAGACGAUUCAGACAACAGAGAUACUUAUCGGCGCCAGAACGAGAGCACCUAGCGAGUUUGAUAAGAUUGACGCCGACGCAAGUAAAAAUAUGGUUCCAAAACCACAGGUACAAGACAAAGAGGGCCGUACAAGAAAAGGGGGCACAUGACUUAAACGUCGGUGGCCUGAACUCACCGCGACGUGUCGCGGUUCCCGUCUUAGUUAAAGAUGGAAGGCCGUGCCUCGGUAAGCCAGAUGGGUUGCCGCCGCUCGGGAUGUCGCUCCCGCCGUACCAACCCAUGCAUCACCAGCCGCCGGUGACGGGCCAUGCGCCGCAACCUAACGGAUGCUGGUGGUGAAACAAACUAAUGUCAUUCCUGUGGAAACUAGUCGUUAAUAAUAGUGCAUUCAGUUAUAUCCACGAAGCGAUCGCAUCGAAUAUUAGUAUUCUUCGUAUAUAGAGUACCUACGUGGAAAUGUAUACGUGCCAAUAUUGCGCUUAUCUAUUUGACUCACGCAAUUGGUUCAUAUGACAACUGAUAAGUUAAAAGUUAACAGAGAAACGAAUGGCAUUGAAUAUGAUAUACUUUGCUAUCAACUGAAUCUUCACUAACAUUCCAAAAUAUUAAAAGAAUAAAAUCGUAUUAGGCAUUAUAUCUCGAAUACUAAAAAAUGUAUACAAAAGUAUUUAGAUAAUUUUUAAUUAAGUUAUUAUUUGGGAUAUGACCCAGUAUCACAAUGUAUCCUUCAAUCACGUAACUAUAUACGGUUACGGUUUUAUUGUUACCACCUGAAACUUUUAACAACAAUUUUAAAGUUGUCAAACCAUUUCUGGUUUGCGGCAAUCGAUUGUAGUGUUAAAUUUCUCAACAUAAUAUAUUGGGAAACGGGUCUAUAUGGUAUUAUGAGUUCCUAUUAUUUUAUUUAGAGUUAUGGUACUCUUCUCUAUCUCGUGAAAUUUUGUAACACGUUUGCGUCUGUUUCCUUAUCUUACCUUUCAACACCUUUUACGUACAUACGAUUAUCUCUUUACGUACAUAACAUAUUUGUAUUUAAUCUUAAAAUUACUUUAAGUUAUACAUUCCAUUACAGUAUUUUGUAAAUUUAGGUGUAAAGGUUAUUAACGAAAUGACCAGAUUUUAUCAGAUUGCAAUAUUUAGAUAUAAGGUGCAGUAUUAUUAUAGUUGAUUUUUAUGCCUAGAGUAGCUAUUUAUGUAUAUUCCAAAGAGAAGUAUAUUUAUGAAAAUGUAAACUGUAGUCAGUAGAAAGUGUAGUAAAAGUUGUAUAUUGUGUACAUAAUUUUAUCGUGGGAUUCUUUAAAAUAACGUUAAUAAUUCUCGUGCUGAUUAUUGAAGUUAUAUACCCACACAUGUCUUUGUAAAAAGUGUUAAAUAUAAAUUAUUACUAUUGAGUAUUAAAGUGAUUGACAUAAA